Zootoca vivipara (common lizard) is the source of this 8329-nucleotide messenger RNA. RefSeq names its product rhotekin (gene RTKN). Gene Ontology annotation, biological process: signal transduction; mitotic cytokinesis; actomyosin contractile ring assembly. Gene Ontology annotation, cellular component: actomyosin contractile ring. Gene Ontology annotation, molecular function: GTPase inhibitor activity. NCBI's taxonomy places the organism in Eukaryota, Metazoa, Chordata, Lepidosauria, Squamata, Lacertidae. The record is from RefSeq and is a predicted model, not a curated record.
GAUUUGCUCAUGUUCAGAAGGUGGCAGGGAUUUGGGGAACACGCCUGCCCUCGUUUUGGGCGAAAGCCAGUGGGUGGCUGCGAGUAACAGGUACGAAAUAAAUCUAUACUUAUUAGCACAGCAGUUUGUAUGGCCGAGUGAGUUGCACUUUUCGAGCAAAGUUCCUCCUUGCAAUGGUUCUGUGAGGCCACUUCUUCCCAUUUUGCAGAGGGUGCAACUGAGGUCUGAGGUGCCAGAAGCUGUUGCUCCAUGCCCCACAGAGCCCCAGGCUGGGCGGGCUGAGCUGUAGGCAAAGGGCCCCUAGGAAAGGUCACUUCACUUGCCAUGAUCCUCAUCCCCUAUACUGGGGACACCCCACUUGCAAUUCUAAACAGCCUUGGCCCAGUAGACCUGAAGGAGUGUCUCCACCCCCAUCAUUCUGCCUGGACACAGAGGUCCCGCUCCGAGGGCCUUCUGGCGGUUCCUUCUCUGGCAGAGGGCCUUCUUGGUGGUGGCGCCUGCCCUGUGGAACGCCCUCCCAUCAGAUGUCAAGGAAAUAAACAACCACCUGACGUUUAGAAGACAUCUGAAGGCAGCCCUGUUUAGGGAGGUUUUAAUGUUCGAGGUUUUAUUCUGUUUUUAAUCUGUUGGGAGCCACCCAGAGUGGCUGGGGAGGCCCGACUAGAUGGGCAGGGUAUAGAAUAAUAAUAAUAAUAAUAAUAAUAAUAAUAAUAAUAAUAAUAAUAAUCAACUUCUGUAGGAUUCUUGUGCCUCCCUGGACUACCAAAGACCCUCCAAAGCCAUGCCUGACCCAGAUGACCGGGUCACCUUUUUGGGGUCUCCAGGACCCACUGUUUCCCGCCUGCCCUGCCCUGCCCAGGCUGUCAGGUGUGGGGAAGUUCCCGCAGACACUCACAGGGGCUAGAAACUUGUCCCUUGAGAGCAUUUGGCCGAGGGGGGCUGCCCCCUCCUCCAGCCCCUCCGCUGCCUGAUUCUGCUGGGGUUUGGGGCCUGCCCUGUGGCCAGGGAGAGGGUUACGGCCAGCUUCCCCACCCCCCAGGGAAGGGGAACAAAGGCUCUAUUAUCUUCCCAGCCAGGGACUUCCCUCUAUGUCUCCAGCACCUGCCCUCCUCUCCCCAGGACCAGCCUUGGCCAGACUUCCUGGAACUGAGCCCAGCUUUGCCACACCUGGGACUCCCCGCCCCCCGGGCCCUGAACUCUGGAUCUGGGGCUGUCUGCGGUGACCACUGACCCCUGCAGCCGCUCGGGGCUGCCCUGCUUUCUUCUGCCAGGGCUUACUAUAGAAUUGUGGAGUUGGAAGGGACCCCAAGGGUCAUCUAGGCCAACCCCGUGCGAGGCAGGAAUCUGCCUCCGUCUGAGACCCUGAAGAGCCACUGCCAGCCUGUGCAGACAGUGCAGAGCAGGGUGGGCUUAUUAUGACUCUGUAUAAUUAAUAAGGUGCAGAGUUGAACUACGGAACUCCCUCCCACAGGAGGCAGGGAUGGUGACUGGCCCAGGUGGGCAGAUUCAUGGAGGAGAGAGGGCUGUUGGGCGCUGCUAGCCAGGGUGGGGAGGGGAGUUGCUCUUGUGUUUGUAUCCUGCCUGUGGGUUUCCCUUUGGGGCAACUGGUUGGCAUAGGCGCCAACUCUAGGGGGGCCUGGGUGUCAGGGCACCCACCACUUUUUGGGGUGGUGGGUGCUCAGCCGACACAACUUCCGGUUUUGACUUGCAUCCGAGCCCCGACUCAACCUCCCUGGCGACGUUUGAGGCUGUGCCAGGCCUCCCAACAUGACUUCUGGUAUAAACUGGGAGUUGCGACGGAGGUCUCGCAAGGCCUUGGAAGGCCCUGCGCCGCAGCCGACAUAAUGUGACAUCACGAUGUCAUGACCUCAUGUUACGUUGGCAGCACCAUUGGGCAGCCAUACCCUGGUGCCUAAGUCGGUGCCCCUGCUGGUUGGUCACUGGGAGAACAGGUGGCUGAAUUAAAUGGGCUCCCUUUGGCCUGAUCCAGCAGCCUCUCCUCCUGUUCUUCAGAUGCUUUCCAUGGCCCAGGCCGAAGCCCACCCAGGGACUUUGGGUGCCAAUGCUGGGUGGGGUCAGAGGGGUGGGCGUGGAAGCCUGGACUUCUACCCAACCCCCCAAGUGAGGCUUGAAGACUUUGCAUCCUCUGUUUUCCGUUGCAAUUUUUUUUGCACGCAGCCGCCGAGCAGCGUUUUCAGUCCCGUCCAGAAUUAAGGCGUGCUGCAUUCAGACAUGGUCCCUCCUUUUAUUUUUAACCCGCCUGAAAUAACCGCUCCUUCUAUUUCCAGCGCCCAGCCUGUGUGUGUUGUUGCUUGUGCAGCCAAAACAGGGUCGCAUACUGCGCACCAAAGGGCAGGAGAGGUGGCGGCAGGCUGGAUGGGGCCCUGCUACUUUGUGGAAGUGCCAGGAAUCUGGGGGGGGGGGAAGCUCACAGACCCUGUCUCCCCAAAAACCCUGUGGUCAGCUUGCUGUGAUUCCUGCAUUGCAGGGAACUAGACAACCCUUGGGGGGGUCCCUGCCAACUUUACCAUUCUGUGACUCUAUGAGGACUGAGCAUGCUCAUUGGAGAGAGCCAGGCGUGUGUUUGUGGUGGAGUAUCGCGGUGGAGAGGGGCAUGGGUGGUUGACUGGAACCGUGACCAGGAGCAUUGCACGCUGCAACAUUUUGUUGCAGCUCUGACCGGUCCUUUCUGCUCCGACACUGCCGCCUUCUUUCCUAGAGGCAACAGCAGAAGUUUAAGGGGUUCUGGGAAGUCUCCACACAAGUCCAGAAGGAGGAUUUGCAUUUAGCCUGGAACAAGGAGCCUGGCUGUGCUCCUUGUCCCAGCAAGUGGAAUGCUUUCCUCCAGGUGAUGAGGCAUUUCCUCAUUAGAUUAGGCCUGAUUCAGCUAACAACUCCCCGGAAUGACAGCACAGCAGGGCUGGCGUUUCCCUGCAUGUCUGUUUAAGACUUAUUUAUUCGAAUUGUAUUUUUUUUUGCACUGUUUAAAAACAAACCAACCAAAAACAUACGAACUGUUAAAAUACUUUGAAACAAGUUAAAACUUGCGUCAACUUUCUCAGCAUCUAGGUAGGCUUGUCUCAAAAGGGAUAUUUUUAGCAGGUGCCGAAAAGGAUGCAGUGAAGGCUGGGUAUCAAUUGGCAGGGAGUUCCAAAGGGUAGGCACCUCAAAUGGUCGGGUCCUUACAAAUACCCAGUUGGGUAUAUUAUGUGGCACCUGUAUCUGGGCCAAUUCCGCCAAUCAAAGAGGCUGAGUGGGCACCUUGGGGUCAGGCGAUCUUGCCGGUCCCAAGUUGCUAAGGGCUUUAUCGACUCACGGUAACUCCUUGAACUCGGGCCCAGUAGCAAAUGGUCAGCCAAUGAAGACCUCUGAGCGCAGGUGUUCUGGCCUCGCUCCCGGCUCCCGCCAGCAAUUGUGGGGCAGCGUUCUGUCUUAUGUCAUUGCCUUGAGAAUUGCGACCGGCGUGGUGAACUCUGGAGGCUGGCAGCCAGAGAUAUGCCUGGCCCUUCUCGUAACAGAUUUACGAGGACUUGGGUUCACCUGAAGCCACAGAGGGCAGACAGAAGGAAAUCCGCCACGCAGCUCACCUUAAUUCCCUCUUAUUUCUGAUGUUCAGGAGCGAGUGGCAAUCCUUCUGUAGCCAAAAGGGCACCGUUGCCACCCACUCACAAGAGGGAAGUAUUAGCAGGCUUGGCAGAGCCCCAAAAUUGGCAGACGGACAAAGAAUCUAGGGGGGGGGGGAGCACCUCAGGGUGCUGGGAGUCCCAAGGCAGCACAAGAGUCCUGCUGGAAAACAGACAGCAAUUGUGCUGCUCGGCGGAGGCUGGAUCUUACGAAGGUGGGUGCUGCCACCUUCCUGGUGGGGUGUGUGACUGCCCAUGGAAGGGCAGCCGCCUUGGCACCCGUAGAAAUCCUCUUCCUCUUCAUCUCAGUCACAGAGCGCAGCCUCAGGUUGCACUCUGCCCAUGCCCAGAGGCUCUGUGCGCUCUCUUACUUGAAAGGUUCCAGGGCUGUGUCUUGGUGGGUCUUCCUGGUGCUGUGGGGUGGGGUGGGGGCAGGCAGGACUCCUGGGUUCUGCCCAGCUCUCUUUGAUUGACAGAUAUUCUGGGGGUGGGAAGGAAGUUGCAUUCUAUGCUUUCUAAUACAAGGCCCUCACAGGCAGACACAGGUGAGCAAUUGGCAUCAUCCGGUAUCAUCUUUCGGGAGCCUGGGCAGGUUCUUAGCAGUUGCACCCUGAAGCGGCGCCACGCGGGGCCUUAUUUGCAUUGGCCCCAGCAGAAUGAGGCAGCAGGAGAGCAGACUGUACUAUUUCGGGCUGCAGGGGAGGAAGUCCCAUUUUAAAUACACCCUGGUUUAAAAACGAAACAAGCCAACGCUUUCAAGCUACAGCCUCCAGCCCAAAAGCACACCUUGCGCCUCAGGGAGAUGGUUCGACUUGAAAGUUCCUCCUGAUGUUUAGUCGGAAUCUCCUUCCUUGUAGUGUUAAACUAUUGGGUCCGACGCUCUGGAGGAGCGCCAGAAAGCAAGCUACCUCCAUCUUCCAUUUGGCAGCCGUUUAGAUAUUUCAUAGACUCACAGCAUCGCACGGCGGGUUGACUAGAUGACUCUUGGGGGCCCUUCCAAACUCUAAACUUCUAGGACUCUGUGAGUCGCCCCUCUUGGCCAUGGCAGGUGUGAGCCCCUCUCCUUUUUAUGCUGUGGCCCCCAGUUCCUGGCCGACGGGGUGGUGGAGCUGCCUCACCGAGGGGGCAGGCAUGCCGAGAUGGCUCAGUUGGUAGAGCAUGAGACUCUGAAUCUCAGGGGCAUGGGUUCGAACCCCACAUUGGGCAAAACGUUCCUGCGUUGCAGGGGGUUGGACUGGAUGACCCCCAGGGUCCCUUCCAGCCCUGGAAGUUUCCCAAAGGAGGCAGACAACCCUGCCGGGCGCUGUGUGCGUAACCGGUUGGCACCGAGAGCCCUGGAGACGUUUGAGAGAGUGGUGUGUUCUUCUGCUUGGCACCAAGCACACUCCACAGUCUCCGAGCCCAUCCUGGAGGCUCCUACGAGGAGGGAGUUUGCUUUGUGGGGGGCAGCUGUGCCAAUCUUGGACUGCUUUGGUCGAGGAAAAGGCAGAGCGACCCCUAGAGCAGCUUCAGGGCUGCCUGGCGAGGUUGGCUGCGAUGUCUGCCUUGGUGCCAAGCUCCGGCCGGGUGUGUCUCCUUGGGCAUGUGGCCCUGGGCUGCCUUGAGCGCAGCAGGGGACGUUGGCCAGCUCUCUGCCACGUGGGCUCCGGAGUGUGCCUGUUUUUUGUGUGAGAGUGGCUUUCUCCUCCUUCCCUCCAGGCCUGAGUCUGGGAUGAGGGGCUGGCAGCAGCCGGGCUCCCUCCCUCCCUCUCCCGGCCGGUGGGAGGGAGGGCCGGGGCCUGGAAGAGGCGGCCCCUGGCGCAAGGGAGCAGCCAGCAGGCGGAGGAGCUUGCAGGGGCGGCUCUUGGAAGAGGAGCCCAACCAGGAAUGCUGGGCUGGAGGGGAGAGGCGGAUAGGGGGCCAGGCAGUUUCCUGUCUAUGGGGGGAAGACGCUUGCAGCUGGAGCAAGGCGCAUGGGGGGCCUGAGAGGGAGAAGGAGCCCCGCUGAGGGGCAGGAGCUCGGCCGGGGGCGCAGAAUCUGCUGACGGAGGCCUGGGCAGCAGCAGCAAGAGGCCAGGAGCCCGGGGGGGGGGCUCCCUGCCCCACCCCACCCCACUCCACCCCACAGGCAGGCUGGAGACCUCUGCUGCUCCACGCCAGCUCUCCGGGUGCAGGCGGCACGGUGUUUCCUGGUGUCAGAAGCGGCCCGAGCCGUGCCCAGAUGGGGGCCCUGCAAGGGGCCCCUGGCCCUGCCGCCCUGGGGCGCUAGGGGUGCCCUCCGGCUUCCUGCACCCCACAGAGGAGGCACCGGUGAGGGAGAGGCUGCUUUGCCAAGAUGCAGGACAAACUCCGCAUCCUGGAGGACCUCAACAUGCUCUACAUCCGACAGAUUGCCCUCAGCCUGGAGGGCACCGACAUCCAGAAGAAGAUCGACCAUGAGAUCCGCAUGCGCGAAGGCGCCUGCAAGCUCCUGGCGGCUUGCACCCAGCGCCAGCAGGCCCUGGAGGUCACCAAGAGCCUGCUGGUCUGCAACAGCCGCAUCCUGGCCUACAUGGCCGAGCUGCAGCGCAUGAAGGAGGCGCAAGUCAUGCAGAGGAUGGCCAGGCGCCCGUCAGACGCUGGUCCCGUGGACGACCGACUCCCCUGCCGGGGCAGAGUCUGCAUCUCAGACCUCCGGAUCCCACUGAUGUGGAAGGACACGGAAUAUUUCAAGAACAAGGGCGAGCUGCAUCGCUGCGCCGUCUUCUGCCUGCUUCAGAUCAGCCCGGAAAUCUACGACACGGAGAUGGUGCUGGUGGAUCGGACCCUGACCGACAUCUGCUUUGAGAGCACCAUCCUCUUCACGGAGGCCGGCCCGGACUUUGAGCUGAAGGUGGAGCUGUACAGCGCCGGCUUGGAGGAGGACUCUGCCCUGGGCAGCACCCCCAAGAAGCUGGCCAGCCGCCUGAGCAGCUCGCUGGGGCGCUCGUCCGGGAAGAGGGUCCGAGCCGCCCUGGACGGGGUGCCUGGGAGCCCCGUCAGCAAUGGGGGGAGCAGCCCCCUCCAGCUGCCGGCCCCCAGCGUGGCGGGCCCCAAGUACCAGCUGCUGGCCUGCACCACCCUGCGCCUGACCCACGUCCAGGACGCCUUUCGCACCCACGACCUCGCUGUCACCGGGAAUGAGGAGAGCUCCUUCUGGCUUCCCCUGUAUGGCAGUGUCUGCUGUCGCCUGGCAGCCCAGCCCAACUGCAUGCUCCGCCAGGUGAUGUGUGGCUUCCUGAAGGUGCAGCAGGGGGAGCAGCAUCAGGGCUGGCUGAGACUCUUUUGCCUCCUGCGGGGCUCCAACCUCUUCUGCUACCGGCACCCCAAAGAUGUUGAGACGCAGGAGGAACCGGCCUUCACCAUUGCAAUCAACAAGGAGACGCGCAUCCGAGCCACAGAGAAGGACCCCAAGAACCAAUUGCACACCAUGUCCGUGACGAACCGCUAUGGGGGGGAGGAGGUGACCCACACGCUCCUGGCCGAGUCCCGAUCUGAGACGCAGCGCUGGAUGGAAGCCUUCUGGCAGCACUUUUACGACAUGAGCCAGUGGAAGCAGUGCUGCGAUGAGCUCAUGAAGGUGGAGGUCCCUUCCCCACGGCGCCCUCCGGCCCUCCUGCAGAAGCAAGGCUCGCUCUACCACGAGAUGGCUAUUGAGCCAGCGGACGACAUUGAGGCCGUGACGGAGAUCCUGGCCCGGCGCUUUUCCGGCCUUGGCCCCCCGCCGUGGCUGUCCCUCUUCGAAGGGUCGUCCUGCAGCGCAGCGUCCGACAGCGACAGCGGCUCCAGCGCCAGCCCGUGCCCCCUGCCCCGCCCCCCUUGGGGCCGGCCCCGCACCCUCUCCCUGGAUGCCAAGCUCAGCACCCUGAAAGGACGCUCGGGGCGCCCGCCGGGGCCCCCUCCGCCCCCCAGGGCCAGGGGCCCCUCCGCCUCCAGCUCCUCCUCCAGCAGCAGCGGCAGCCCCACUCCGGAGCCCGAGCGCCCCCCUCGGCCCCACGCCCGGCCCAGGUUUGACCCCCGCUUGUGGCUGCAGUCCCAGGUCUGAGGACGGAGGGCGCUGGGACCUCCAGAGGUCCGCUAGACUGGAAGCAGGGGCCUGGGAGGGGGGCUGCAGGAGGUUGGAGCAGAGGGCCCUGAUGUCAAGCUCCAGGCCCCCACCUAACAAGCCAUCCUCACUUCUGGACCAGCUGCCCCCCACUUGGGGGUCACAGCCUGUUGGGGAGACUGGAGCACUCCUAUGCCCCAUUCCCAAUUUGGGGGUGGGGUGGGUGGGUGGCUGUGUAACCGUCCUGACCUACAAGUCUCCUCUUCAGCAGGGGAGAAAAGCACCUUUUUCCUUUGAGAAACUGGAACAAUUUGGGGUGGGGAGAUGAACGCAAAAGGGGAGGGGGGGUCCGGUUGGCAUCUCCCCCGCUUGAAGCAGGAGCUCAUUCAUAUUGGUUCCUUUGUGCAAGCCCCCCCCCCAACUUCAACACACCCAGCAGUGGCCCAGCAUGGCCCCAAAGAUCAACCCCCCCCGCCUACCUUGCCCUCCAAUAGCCCCCCCGUUUUUCUAACGCUCCCCCUGAGUUUCAGGGAUAUGUGCCAAUUCAGGAGGUGAGGGGUGGUGCUUGCUGCCAACUAGGCAGGCGUGACCCCCCCCUCCGCAUCUGUGGGGCGGGGGGCAACCCUGCCUUUACCUUGAAUAUGCAUUAAAAUGUAUUUAACGA